UCUAGCGAUCCAUCCAAUAAAGUUGCGGUUUUUCACUUAUCCCUACCGCAAACAACAGUACUCAAACUCCUCUACACUCCCACUCCGCCACUCAACUUCCAAGUCUAUUCAAUUUUUCAAACCCUUUUUACUCCGUUUCGUUGAUUUUGGGGCUUCAAAAUGGAGAAUCUUAAUUUAGCCCUUGUUUCUUCCCCAAAACCUUUGCUUUUGGGACAUUCCUCCACAAAAAAUCUCUUCACCAGAAGAAAGCCUUUCACUUUUGGGAGAUUCACUGUUUCUGCCAACUCUUCUUCCUCUCAUGUUACCAGGGUUGCUUCUAAAUCUCAACAAAAUCUAAAAUCUGUGCAGGGGAAGGUGAUAGCGCAUAAUUUUGCUAGCAUUUCUUCUUCAAAUAGUCAAGAAACAACAUCAGUUGGAGUUAACCCCCAGUUAUCACCACCUCCAUCGUCGACUGUAGGGUCACCGCUCUUUUGGAUUGGUGUUGGUGUUGGGUUUUCUGCACUAUUUUCAGUGGUAGCUUCAAGAUUAAAGAAAUAUGCAAUGCAACAAGCUUUCAAGACCAUGAUGGGCCAAAUGAAUACACAAAAUAAUCCAUUUGAAAGUGGUGCCUUUUCCCCUGGAUCUCCUUUCCCCUUUCCAAUGCCUACUCCACCAGGGCCUGCUGCACCCGCUAAUUCUACAAGUACUCAAUCUCAAGCAUCUUCUACACGAACUGCAUCUCAAUCCACUGUCACAGUAGACAUACCUGCAACAAAAGUAGAAUCAUCCCCAGGCCCAGACAUCAAUGUUAAAGAUGAAGUGGAAGUAAAGAACGAACCCAAAAAAUCAGCUUUUGUAGAUGUAUCUCCAGAAGAAACUGUGCAGCAGAAUGCUUUUGAAAGAUUUAAAGAUAUUGACUCAUCAAGUUCAUUCAAGGAAGCCCGGGCUCCAGCAGAAGCUUCUCAAAAUGGAGCUCCCUCUAACCAAGGUUUUGGCGAUUCUCCGGGUUCUCAAUCUGCACGGAAAUCAGUCCUAUCUGUGGAUGCUUUAGAGAAAAUGAUGGAGGACCCAACUGUGCAGAAGAUGGUUUACCCCUAUUUACCCGAGGAGAUGAGGAACCCUACUACCUUCAAAUGGAUGCUGCAGAAUCCUGAGUAUCGUCAACAACUUGAAGAAAUGCUAAACAACAUGGGUGGAGGCACUGAAUGGGAUAGUCGAAUGAUGGACACCUUAAAAAAUUUCGACCUUAAUAGUCCUGAUGUUAAACAACAAUUUGAUCAAAUUGGACUUUCUCCCGAAGAAGUCAUUUCAAAGAUUAUGGCCAAUCCUGAUGUUGCCAUGGCUUUUCAAAAUCCUAGAGUUCAAGCAGCUAUCAUGGAUUGUUCACAGAAUCCAAUGAAUAUUGCUAAAUACCAAAAUGAUAAGGAGGUCAUGGAUGUCUUCAACAAAAUAUCUGAGCUCUUCCCCGGGGUGUCAGGCCAGCCUUGAUUAAUUUGUUUGUUGGUCAACUUUAGUUAUCCGCGCCUUUAGUGACGAGCAAUGAGAUUAGCUAGCUGUGUCUCGCCAUAAAGAAAUUUGGAAAGCUCUUCUGCUCAUGACUGUAUACUACAGGCUCAUGGUUGCAGCUCCAUUGUGACAUACAGAUAAUAAUAACUGUGGCUUAGUCUAAGUUGUCAUAGUUGAAUUUUUGUUUUAUUUUGCCAAAAUAGUUGAGAUUGUAUAUUUGAUAUUUUAAACUUUAUGAGGCAUUGCAUCUGUAGUAAGAUUUUCAUCUCUACUUGUGGCGAGUUCCUAAAAUUCGCUAAUUUGUACUUCA
Molecule: messenger RNA, 1795 nt
Organism: Medicago truncatula (barrel medic)
Lineage: Eukaryota; Viridiplantae; Streptophyta; Magnoliopsida; Fabales; Fabaceae
Product: protein TIC 40, chloroplastic
Exons: 14
Coding region: 160-1467 (435 amino acids)
Biological process (GO): protein import into chloroplast stroma; chloroplast organization
Cellular component (GO): chloroplast inner membrane; chloroplast thylakoid membrane
Source: RefSeq, a predicted model, not a curated record